UCUAAUUUUCCAUAGAAACAAAUACCAGAAAUAGAAAUUGUCAUUUUAGUUUAAGUAACCUCUUCGGGAAAAAGGAAAAAUAUAUUAUUCCCAAGUAAAUUUCAUUACCUACUUUUUACGUAUCCUUAAAUUUAUUAAAAUGUCCUUGUCACCUUUUCUUCGUUCCCCUUUCACGGAUUUAACUCCUUAUAUGUUCACACAUCAGUGGUAUGGUCGCUGUGCUAAUUUUGAAAUGAAAGUAAUAAAUUGUUUAGAAGCGUAUGGUCUAGACAAGGGUCGCAUAAAGUGUAAAGACCUCAUCAGUGACUUCCAAGAAUGUGUUGGGAGACACAAAGAGAAAGCACGUAAUCUGGAAAUGAUAAGGGAAAGAAUUCGACAGUAUAAAGCUGGUGAACGUACAGCUGAAAAUAAAUAUCAAAAGAUACCCCCUAGGCCUGAUAGUUUCUAGAAAAAUCAACAUUAAAUUUCUGGUUGGUUCUAAUAAACUACGCCUUUAUUUAUUAAUGGUUUAUUUUGUAUAAAAUCCAACAUAUUCAGAAGUAUAAAGAAAGUGCAGUUUGUAUUAAAGUGCUGUUUAUAACAACGUUGAUGCUAAUAUAAAAUGCUGCAGUACAGUUAGUAAUUCUGACAAAACAAUAGGUUCAUAAAGUAAGACUAAAUAUACCUGUUCAACAUUUUUCAAGCAUUCACAAUCAACGGCAAGAUUUAGGAGAAACUAUUUUAUUAAAUUUAAAAACCUAAAACGUUUUAUUUUAUGAUUUUAUACAUUAAGAAUUAGAUAUAUCUUUGUAGUUUUUUCCAGUUGAUAUAAUUAUCAAAAAUUUCAAAUUAUUGGAAUUUUAAUAAUUAAUCCAGAGAGAGAGAUGUCUCACAGAAAUAACUUUCUUUGUUUUUCAAAGUUUAAAAAUAAUUAUUUUAUGGAAAUAUUAUCAUUUUAUAGGCCGUGUAUGAUUUAAAAAAUAAAUUAACUAUUGUUCUUUCCUCAUUAAUUUUUUUUUAAGUUAUAUAGAAUGUCUUCUAAUUGUUUUAUCUAUAUAUUGCUUACGUUAAUAUAAUUGAGAUAUUUAACAAAAUUAUUUACUGUUCAAUUUUGAAAAAGGAAGAGUACAGUAAGUACUUUUUUGAAUCCAAUUGUUUUCAAAAUUUCUAGCAGUAUACAAAGGUUUUUGUUUGUAAUGUAAUGUCUCCGUAUAAAAAACUAUCAAUAAUUGAGGAAUUUUAAAAAUUGCUCUA
Messenger RNA from Agrilus planipennis (emerald ash borer), 1233 nucleotides. RefSeq names its product NADH dehydrogenase [ubiquinone] iron-sulfur protein 5 (gene ND-15). The coding region runs from base 140 to 448 and encodes 102 amino acids. The record is from RefSeq and is a predicted model, not a curated record. Lineage: Eukaryota; Metazoa; Arthropoda; Insecta; Coleoptera; Buprestidae. The transcript is spliced from 3 exons.